Messenger RNA from Rhododendron vialii, 6273 nucleotides. RefSeq names its product nuclear pore complex protein GP210. The coding region runs from base 233 to 6109 and encodes 1958 amino acids. NCBI's taxonomy places the organism in Eukaryota, Viridiplantae, Streptophyta, Magnoliopsida, Ericales, Ericaceae. The record is from RefSeq and is a predicted model, not a curated record. The transcript is spliced from 36 exons.
GCCUCGAGUCGAGAUUCUAUUUGGACUUCGUUGCUAGUUCAACCCAAUCCCUCAGCGCCACGCGUCUAACACUCCCACUUAACCAAAAACCCCUCCCCAAAACCCUAGUCCUUCCUUCUUCAGUUCUUCCUCUCACUCAUCAACAAUCUCUCUCUCUCUCUCUCUCUCUCUCUCUCUCUCUCUCUGAUGCUGAUGCUGAUGCUGAUGUUGAUAUUCACCUGAAACUGAAAAGAUGAUGUCGCGCUUCUGUUCACUGGUGGUGGUUCUACUUCUCCAGUUAGUGAUCAGUACGUUGUCGUCGCUCUUGGUGUCCGGUCCGCACAUAGCUGAUGUGAACAUAUUGUUGCCCCCGAGAAUGACUCAUCCUGUGGAGUACAGGCUCCAAGGAAGCGACGGUUGCUUCAGAUGGUCUUGGGAUCAUCAUGAUAUUUUAUCUGUUCUCCCUGAAUACAAUGUAAGUAGUCAUUGCACAACUAGUGCGCGGUUGAGGUCAAUUGCUCCAUUCACUGGUCGAAAGGAGACUGCUGUUUAUGCAACUGAUGUAAAUACUGGGAUGGUAAUUCGUUGCAAAGUUUAUAUUGACAACUUCUCCAGGAUCCAGAUAUUUCACAACUCCAUCAAGCUUGACCUAGAUGGGCUUUCUACUCUGCGUGUCCGGGCCUUUGACAAUGAAGACAAUGUAUUUUCGUCGUUAGUGGGCUUACAGUUUAUGUGGGAACUGAAGCCUGAGGCAAAUGGAUUGUCUCAUCACCUUGUUCAUGUUCCUCUGAAGGACUCUCCCCUGAGUGACUGUGGUGGGUUAUGUGGUGGCCUAGAUAUCCAAAUACGUCUUGAAGACAGUGGCGUUUUCUCGGAUUUAUACGUCAUUAAAGGAACUGGAAUUGGUCGUGAGAAUGUUUCUGUUCAGUUGCAUGAGCCACAUUUUGAACAGAUGCAGGACAAGAUUGUUCUAACUGUAGCAGAAGCCAUGUCUCUUGAUCCUCCCUCACCUGUUUUUGUCCUUAUUGGUGCUACCGUUCGUUAUUGCCUCAAAGUUAUGCGUGGGAAUAUUCCUCAAGGGAUUACUUUGCCAUCUCCUUUCCACAGAUGGUCUGUUUUGAACUCUUCGGUAGCUCAGGUGGAUACAAUGAUGGGUGUAGCUCUGUCUCUGAGCUUAGGGAUUACAUCUGUCAUUGUUGAGGACACCAGGGUUGCUGGUCACCAUCAAAUAUCAUCUCUCCAUGUGGUUCUACCAGACACUUUACGUUUAUACUUGUGUUCUCUGUCUCAAUCCGGUGAACCAGUGGAUGAAAUAAACCCUAUUUCAUCAGUGUCACGUUGGUUUGUGGUUUGUGGCAGAAACUAUCUCAUUUUUAUGAAGGUUUUCUCACGAGGGCCCGAUGGACAAGAAAUCUAUCUAACGGAGAGUGAUGAUGUUAAGUUACAUGAGGAUCAACCCGGUUACUGGAACACCCUCCCGGUAUCUCAUGAUAUUGCAGUCAACCAAGGGUUGUCUAAUUCCAGAAUCCUAAAAGCAACUUCUUAUGGAUUAGGAAAACUAACGGCAACUUUGACUUAUAGUACAGGGGAUGAUGAAACAAAGGAGGUCCUCAAGGUUGUCCAAGAAAUCAUGGUCUGUGAUCAAGUAAAAUUCAGCAUUGACAGUACAAAGGUUGUAACUCAAAGUAUUCUCCUUCCAUGGGCCCCCAGUGUCUAUCAGGAGUUGGAUCUAAAGGCAACAGGAGGAUGUGCAAAAGCGUCCAGCGACUAUAAAUGGUUUUCUUCAGACAUGACCACUGUGUCAGUUUCUGCUCACGGGGUUGUGCAGGCAAAGAGGCCUGGGAAAGCUACUAUCAAAGUGGUAUCCAUUUUCGAUCCAAUCAAUUACGACGAGGUGGUCAUUGAAGUUUCCAUCCCUUCUUCUAUCGUUGUGUUGCCGAACUUUCCAGUGGAGACUGUAGUGGGAUCACAUCUUCAAGCUGCUGUGACAAUGAAAGCAUCAAAUGGUGCCUACUUCCAUAGAUGUGAUGCUUUUAGUUCCUCCAUAAAGUGGAAAGCUGGAAGUGAGUCUUUCGCAAUUGUCAAUGUGGCUGGGGAGCCAUUUGUCUUCGACAUGCUAGCUGGUCCUCCAUGUUCGUGGACCUAUGUCUAUGCUUCUAGUUCUGGCCAAACUCUGCUGCAAGCAACACUGUCUAAAGAUUAUCAACUCUUUGAUCAUUCUUAUAGUGGACCUAUCAUUCUAAAAGCCUCAUCGCGUAUUGCAGCAUAUAGACCACUUAUCUUGCACCAGGCAAGUGAUGGAAACCAAUUUGGUGGUUAUUGGUUUAAUUUGGCUCGAGCUGAAACCAAUAAUGAGCUAGAAAAUUUGGAUGAGUUGUAUCUUGCCCCUGACACAAGUUUGGAUGUUAUGCUUCGUGGAGGACCGGAACGAUGGGGCCAUGGUGUUGAUUUCUUUAAAACUGUAGAAACUUUGGAUGAUGAAGAUACUCUUCGUAAAGAUGGAGUUAUUAAUGUCAAUCAAAUAUCUAGCAGCUAUGUGAAUUCUUACAGAAUUUCAUGCCAAAAACUUGGAACCUUUAGACUCGUUUUCAAACGUGGAAACUUGGUUGGGGAUGACCACCCUCUGCCUGCUGUAGCAGAAGUGGGACUGUUGCUUAGAUGCACUCUUCCCUCCACCAUUGUGCUAAUAGCUGAUGAACCAGUGAAUACACCCAAUGUCAUUCGGAGUGCAACACAAGCUGACCGUAGUCCAGAGCGAAUGCGUGCCACUCCUAUCACUGUAGCAAAUGGACGCACUAUUCGAUUGUCUUCAGUUGGUAUAAGUAACUCAGGAAAAGCUUUUGGAAACUCAUCUUCUCUUGACUUAAGGUGGGAACUCAGCAAUUGUGAUGGUUUGGCAACUUGGGAUGAUGCCUAUGAUAUACCAACAUCUGAAUCCGGCUGGGAAAGGUUUUUGAUCUUGCAGAAUGCAUCAGGAUUGUGCAUUGUUCGUGCGACCGUUAUAGGUUUCUCUGGUAGUGUGGGUGGUGGUGGUUCUAAAAUACCAUUUGAAAGCUUGGCGAGUGAUCUUACAGAUGCUUUACGUUUACAGCUAGUGUCUACACUUAGAGUCGAUCCAGAGUUCAGUCUAUUAUUCUUCAGUACAGAUGCUCGGCUGAAUCUCACAAUUACUGGAGGGAGCUGUUUUUUGGAUGCUGUGGUGAAUAAUUCUCAAGUUGUAGAAGUGAUUCAGAAGCCAUCAGGUUUACACUGCUCACAGUUGGUGCUGGCUCCUAAAGAGUUGGGAUCUGCACUUGUUACAGUAAAAGACAUUGGACUUUCACCUCCAGUUGCUGCUGCUUCUGUGGUUCAAGUUGCAGAUGUAGAUUGGAUUAAAAUUACAUCCCCAGAGGAGUUAAGCCUUAUGGAAGGAAGUCUUCAGUCCAUUGAUCUUUUGGCUGGCAUUGAUGAUGGAAGUACUUUUGACCCCUCCCAGUACAUUUACAUGGGCAUUCAUGCCCACAUUGACAAUCCCAUAGUAGAGCUUGUAAACAAUGAUGAUUUCCCAAGUCCUCUUGAUGGCUAUGUGAAGGCACCAAGUUUCAUUAUCAGGGCCAGGCAUAUUGGGGUCACCACUCUUUAUAUCAGUGCAAAACAGCAUUCUGGACGAGAAAUAUUGAGCCAACCUAUUAAGGUGGAAGUUUAUGCACCACCAAUACUGCAUCCUAGUGACAUUUUUCUGGCACCAGGUGCAUCCUAUGUGCUUACUGUAAGAGGAGGCCCAACAAUUGGUGCCCAUGUGGAGUAUGCUAGUAUGGACGAUGGGACUGCAACAAUUCACAAGUCUUCAGGACGACUUUCUGCAGUAUCACCAGGAAACACAACUGUAGUUGCGACAUUGUAUGGGAAUGGAAAUACUAUGAUUUGUCAGGCACACAGCCGAGUCAAAGUUGGGAUCCCUUCUUCUGCAUUACUAAAUGUACAAAGCGACCAUCUGGCUGUUGGUCGUGAGCUGCCAAUAUUUCCUUCUCUGUCCGAGGGCAAUUUGUUUUCCUUUUAUGAGCUUUGCCGGGAUUACAAGUGGACUAUAGAUGAUGAAAAGGUAUUGAGUUUCCAAGGAGCAGAGCACAUGUAUGAUGACAAGUAUGGAGCCCACAUUGCUUUACUGAAGGAAACUAUAUCCACCAGCUAUUUGGAUGAGAAUGACCUUGGUUUUGUUGAACUGUUAUAUGGAAGAUCUGCCGGCAGGACAGAAGUCGCAGUAACAUUCUCUUGUGACUUUAUCUCUUCUGGAUCAUUCUCACAAUCAAGGUCUUAUACUGCAUCUGCAUCUGUAUGGGUGGUAUCUGAUCUUCCUCUUGCUCUUGGAGUCACGUGGAUUCUUCCUCCUCGUUACACUUCGUCAAGUCUUUUGCCUUCUUCGUUGAGUUCUUAUAGCCAAUUCGAUACUCGGAGUCGCAAAGGUCCAAUAUCCUAUUCUUUGCUGAGGCAAUAUGGUGGAAAGAAUGAAGAGGCUCAGAAAGAUGCCAUAUCAAUUGAUGGAGAUAAAAUAAGAACAACGGAGAGUAAUACCCUGGCAUGCAUUCAGGCAAACGAUAGGACAACUGGAAGGGUUGAAGUUGCAUCUUGCAUUAGGGUUGCUGAGGUGUCUCAAAUAAGAACACCCAAGGACUUUCACAGAAUUGAUCUUACUGUUGGUGCUGAACUUGAUCUUGCAAUUAGCUUUUAUGAUAUCCUUGGACUCCCUUUCCAUGAGGCUUAUGGUGUCGUUCCCUUCAAUGCUGAAACUAACUAUCGCGAUAUUGUCUCCAUUAAUGUAACGAGAAAUGGCAAUGGGAAUAUCCAUCUUAAGGCAAUGCGGCAUGGAAGAGCUCUUGUGCAAGUAUCAUUCAGUAGUAAUCCGCAGAAGUCAGAUUACGUAAUGAUUUCAAUUGGUGCUCAUUUAUAUCCCCGGAACCCAGUCCUUCGUCUAGGAAAUCAACUCAACUUCAGUGUGGAAGGAUUGAAUGAUCAAAUGUUUGGCCGGUGGUUGAGUGCUAAUGAAACUGUGAUUUCUGUGGACACAAUGUCUGGAAAAGCUGAAGCCAUUGGGUACGGAACUACUCAAGUAAUUUUCGAAGGUUCAAGUUUGAAACUGCAAACAGCAGUUACCGUGUUGAGAGGGAAUAUUGUGGUUAUUGAUGCUCCAAGAGAGAUGCUGACGAAUGUUCCUUUCCCAGCAAAAGGAUAUUUCUUCCCUGUGAAAUUCAGUGAUGCUCCUGACCAGAAGUCUGAAGCUCCUCGAAAUGGUGUUCAAGUCCUGUAUGACUGUUGGGUGGACCCACCUUUUGUCGGAUAUGCAAAGCCUUGGAAGGAUCUUGACACCGGUGUAUCUUAUUGCCUCUUCUUCCCUUACACUCCUGAACAUCUAGCACUUGCUAUUCCCAAGUCAAAAGACAUGAGACAGGAUAUAUCUGUUUCUAUCAAUGUCUCAUUAAGAGGAGCCAAAAAUAUUUCUGGAUCUGCAUCUGCUCUUUUUGUUGGAGGAUUUUCUAUAUUAGAAGCGGACAAGAAUUCCAUGCAGUUAAAUCUGACACCAGAAUCUAACAGGAGUAUCAUAACCAUUGUGGGUAAUACAGAUGUGGAAGUCCACUGGCACAACCAGGAUCAACUGAUUAUCAACCUCAUCCAUAGAGAAGAUUUUGGGAUUGGAGGGCGUGCACAAUAUGAGGUCAAAGUUCUUGGGGUCCAAAAGUUCGCAGAUAAAUUAAUCCUCACGCUCCCAGCCAAUGGUCAACGAGAGGAAAUUGAUGUCAACUAUGAACCAGGAGUGGGAGCAGCAUCAGAAAUGGCAACUAAUUCUAUCUUAUGGGUGGGCAUAAUCGCAUGCUUCAUCCUUUUGAUAUUGACAGUGGUCAUCUUCAUUUGUUACCUGGACAGACCGGAUAGAUCUCGGCCAUCGACCACACCAGUGCCCACGCCAACUGUUGUAGGUCCGGUUACACCUGAUCGUGGUGCUGGUGGCGGUGGUGGUAGUCCUGUUGUUGCGAAUGGACAUUCUCCUCGGACACCUCAGCCUUACAUUGAAUACGUGAGGAGGACAAUAGAUGAAACUCCGUACUAUAGACGAGAUGGGAGGAGGAGGGUGGUUAAUCCACAAAAUACUUUCUAGUUUUUUUGCGGGGAAGUUUUUCUUUGUGCAUUUUUCAUGGCUGUAACACCAUCAAACUGCUACAGAGAGGCCUUCCCUCUUGAGCAACCUGCCUUCCUACAAAUUUUGUAUGUAUAGUUGUAGUUUAGUUUUUAUCAUUCAUUUCAACGUGAGAUUGCUCUCUC